AUGUUCUAUUCGGAGACCUUGCUGUCCAAGACCGGGCCUCUGGCCCGUGUCUGGCUGUCCGCCAACCUCGAGCGCAAACUAUCGAAAUCGCACAUCUUGCAGUCAGACAUCGAGAGCAGCGUUAGUGCUAUCGUAGAUCAGGGACAGGCGCCCAUGGCUCUGCGACUGAGUGGUCAGCUACUACUCGGUGUAGUUCGGAUCUACAGCAGGAAGGCGCGCUACUUACUCGAUGAUUGCAAUGAAGCUUUGAUGAAAAUUAAGAUGGCAUUCCGUCUCACGAACAACAAUGAUCUGACGACUAGUGCUGUAGUCGCCCCUGGUGGAAUCACUCUCCCGGACGUUCUGACUGAAUCCGACCUGUUCAUGAAUCUUGAUUCAUCACUACUCUUACCGCAACCUCUUUCACUAGAACCAGAGGGAAAGCGACCGGGACCGUCAAUGGAUUUCGGGAGCCAACUAUUUCCCGACACUGGACUGCGACGCUCUGCUUCUCAGGAACCUGCACGUUUAGAGGAUCCUGGCGAUCUUGAUCUUGAUCUUGGACUUGAUGAGACAGAUCUGACUUUGCCCCAUGAUUUCAGCAUGGAAGUGGGACGAGAUGCCCCCGCACCCCGCCCUAUGGAAGAAGACAACUUUAGUGAUGCCGGCAAGCUUCUUGAUACUGAUGCCGGCGAUCUAGGGCUGGACUUCGGUGAUAAUGAUGCUCCGGCCGGGAAGAUGGACUUGGGAGCGGAUGAUUUGCAGGACGAUUUCUUGCAUCCGGAUGAACCAAUGGGUUUCGGCGAUGACACUGUGGUUGCGGAUGGCGGGGAUGAACGAUUUGAGCGCGAGAGUACUCUCACCGAAGCUUCCGAUGACAUGAUGGAACGUUUAAACCCAGAACAUGAUAGUGGCUUCCAGCCUCAUGAGGGUGAUGAGGCGGAUGAUGCAGUCAUUCAGCAUGCGCAACGCGCCAAGCGGAGAAAGCAACUUCCUAUAAUUGAGGCCGACGAGGAGAUUGAGUUCAAAGGCAGCACCUACUUCAAAAUUCAGCAAUCGCAGCUCUCUGAAAGCCUGAAGCCUGCAUCUUUCUUGCCCCGCGAUCCUGUUCUUCUAACCCUCAUGAACAUGCAACAGAAUGGCGAUUUUGUCACCAAUGUUAUGGGCGGUGGCCGCGGUCGCGGCUGGGCUCCUGAGAUUCGUGAUUUGCUCUCUUUUGAAACUGUCAGGAAGGCUGGCGAACUUAAACGCAAGCGCGACAGCGGAAUCUCGGAUAUGGACGUCGAUGUUGCAACUGGCCCAGCUCUGGAACUUGAAGAGGAAGCGAUCGUUCCAGUGGAUGAGGGAGUUGGUCUUGAGUCAACCCUACACCAGCGCUCUGAGAUCGACUUUCCUGGCGAUGACCGUGACCAGCUCCACCUUAGUGAUGACGAAGGUCUCCAGCAGCCAUUAGACGAUUUUGAUGACACUAUUGAGCCCAUCGACAGCAACCUAGUGUCAGUUGGCACAAAACGCGCGGUGCACGUCCUGCGUGACUGCCUUGGUGAUGCGGACCAGAAGAAGGCCGUCAAAUUCCAAGACCUCCUUCCUGAGAAGAAGGCUUCCAAGGCUGAUGCGACGAAGAUGUUCUUCGAAACUUUGGUUCUGGCCACCAAGGAUGCCGUUCAAGUUGAGCAACGCUCGAACAUUGUCGGCGGACCGAUCAGAAUACGCGGCAAAAGUUCACUGUGGGGCUCGUGGGCCGAAGAGGAUGCCAAUGGUGAAGGCAUCAAUCCAUCGACUCAGGUCGCGGCUUAG
This is a messenger RNA of Aspergillus puulaauensis, 1776 nucleotides long. RefSeq names its product kleisin alpha (gene MCD1). Lineage: Eukaryota; Fungi; Ascomycota; Eurotiomycetes; Eurotiales; Aspergillaceae. Gene Ontology annotation, molecular function: chromatin binding; protein binding. Gene Ontology annotation, cellular component: cohesin complex; synaptonemal complex. The record is from RefSeq and is a predicted model, not a curated record. The coding region runs from base 1 to 1776 and encodes 591 amino acids. Gene Ontology annotation, biological process: replication-born double-strand break repair via sister chromatid exchange; mitotic sister chromatid cohesion; synaptonemal complex assembly. The transcript has 2 exons.